Messenger RNA from Syzygium oleosum, 441 nucleotides. RefSeq names its product wall-associated receptor kinase-like 1. Bases 1 to 441 code for a protein of 146 amino acids. The transcript has 2 exons. The record is from RefSeq and is a predicted model, not a curated record. NCBI's taxonomy places the organism in Eukaryota, Viridiplantae, Streptophyta, Magnoliopsida, Myrtales, Myrtaceae.
AUGAACCGGGAGAAGAUGAUCCUGGCGACGUCCUCCUUUGUUCUUGUGCUUGUUUUUGCAGCAAACAGGUCAGCUGAUGCUGCGGAACCACCUCCCUAUAGUCUGGCCUGUCCAGGCUGUCUAGAUACGUGUGGUAAUUUUACAAACAUUCCGUAUCCUGGUGGAAUUGGACCUAUCUGCUUCUUGGAUCCCCUGUACGAGAUCAAUUGCCAGCAAACCCACGGCAUCUCUGCUCUGGUACUUAAGAAUUUCAGCGUAGUGAUGUUAGAUAUCCAGCUGCUGCAAAGUUUAGACUCCCUAGGCCUCAUUAAGGCUGAAAACUAUGUUGUUGCCGAAUGUAGUGAUAUCCAAGCCUUGAUGGUCAUCAGUGAUACCCCACAGCAGGUCAUAGGAUGCAGGUUUUCCUGUGGCAGAAACGGGACUCUUGGAUUUUACCAGUGA